CUUAUUAUUCCGCAAAAAAUAGUUUCAGCGGCGGUGAGUAUCCAUCCCAAAUAAUUUGACAGUGUAAUAUCGCAGCCUCAUGUUUCACGACUCGUUGUUCCAUUCAUCAACAACACUAAUUAACCACAUCAUCAUAUACUUAUAUCAUAGCCUCAUCACAUUUUUCAUUUUCCCAAUUUUUCUAUUCUUUCACACACACCACACCACAUGGCUUCAAUUUCUAGUGUCUCUGCUCCGAACCUCACUUUCCCGAAGCAAAACCUCUCAGUUACCUUCCCUCUCAAACGUCCCUCACUUCUUCAUUUCCCUUCCCAACCACUAUGCCUCUGUCUCAACUCCGUCUCCGACGACAACCACAGCAAUACCAACAACAACGACGCUGCUAACCGCCGAUGGGAUUCGGUGCUCCACGAAUUCGUCUCCGGCGCUAUCAAACAAUUCGAUUCGUAUAUGAAAUCGCUCAGGAGUGGCCGCGCCGCCGCCAAAGAACGUGGUGAUGUUAACGAUGAAGAAUGGGAUUGGAAUCGCUGGCGCCAACAUUUCGAAGAGGUUGACGACCAAGAACGUCUUGUCACCAUCCUCAAGGCUCAGUUACGUCAUGCUGUAUAUGUGGAGGAUUAUGAAGAAGCUGCUAAGCUUAAGGUGGCGAUUGCAGCGGCAUCUAACAAUGACAGUGUUGGAAGAGUGAUGUCUCUUCUCAAGAGAGCCAUAAAAGACGAGCGGUACAGUGAUGCGGCUUUUUUAAGAGAUAAAGCUGGGGCUGGACUCGUGGGUUGGUGGGCUGGUAUUUCAAAAGAUAUUAAUGACCCACAUGGCUUAAUUAUUCGCAUAACCCCAGAGCAUGGAAGAUAUGUGGCAAGGAGUUAUAGUCCUAGGCAACUUGCAACAUCUGCUGCUGGUGUUCCUCUAUUUGAGUUUUUUCUUACAAUGGAUAAAAAAGGUGAAUUCAAGUCGCAGGCUGUGUACCUAAAGCGAAAAGGAUCCUACCAUGGUCCUCCAACAUCGUCGUCUAAAACAUUGGAUGCUAGUGGGAGAUCGAAUUCAGUGGAGUCUACAGAAGACAAAAGUGAGUUGUUUGUUGUGACUACUGAAGAUCCAGAAAGUGGUGAUGAUAGGAGUGAUGGCUCUGACCCUGCUGAUGGAAUGCCUGGAUUUCAGAAUGUCUUGAAAGAUAUGAUUCCAGGUGUGAAGGUGAAGAUUUUCAAAGUGAUAACUCCAGAGAAAGUAGACAAGGAUCUAAUAUCUAAGGUGAUUGAGCAGAUAAUUGAGGAAGAAGAGAGUGGGGAUGAAGUUGAAGAUGGGGAAGAUGAUGAUGAAGAAGAAGAUGCCGAUGACGAUGAAGACGAAGAGAAGGAAAAUGAUACAGAAAGUCUGGAACUGGAAGACAUUAAGUUGGAAAGUGAUCAAGAGGGAGACAGUGAGAUUGAGAUAAAUGCUGAUCUUGGAACUUUUGAAAGUGAAGAACAGAAUGAAAUUGCUGUCAAAGUUGUCAUUGGUGGUCUUGUGCAGAAACUUUCCAGUAAUUUGUCACCUAGAGAUUUGCUUCGAGUUCCUGCUAAACUGGAGAUGAAGGGGCGUGGUUCAUUUUCUUUUACUGUUGAAAAAGAAGUCAAUCUGCAGGAUGGUCAUGACAAAGGGAAAUCUUCAACAGAUAAAUCAAUUAAGUUUCAAGGUCGUCGCAGAGCUGAUCAUGUUGCUUCUGACCUUGCUAAAUUCAUUGGCAAGGGAAACGUACCUGCAAAGGUGCUGAAAGAGGUAGGAGAGUUGAUAAGUCUCACACUAAGCCAGGCUCAGAAUCAUCAACCAUUAUCUGGGUCAACUAUUUUCAAUCGCAUUCAAAUACCAACCUCAUUUGAUCCUUUAAACGGCUUAUAUGUUGGUACAUAUGGUCUUCACUCUUCCGAAGUUAUUCAAAUGAGACGUAAAUAUGGUCAAUGGCAGGAGGACGGUAGGGCAGAAGAGCCAUCGGAUCUUGAGUUUUAUGAGUAUGUAGAAGCUUUGAAACUAACUGGGGAUCCUUAUGUACCAGCUGGCCAGGUGGCAUUUCGUGCAAAAAUCGGAAAGAGGUAUCAACUUCCACAUAAAGGGAUAAUUCCUGAAGAAUUUGGUGUGAUUGCUCGCUAUAAAGGUGAAGGGAGGUUGGCUGAGCCAGGGUUUCAGAAUCCUAGAUGGGUUGAUGGUGAACUUGUGAUUCUUGAUGGAAAGCACAUAAAAGCAGGACCUGUUGUUGGAUUUGUGUAUUGGGCCCCCGAGUAUCAUUUUUUGGUCUUCUUCAAUCGGCUUAGACUUCAACAAUAAUGUUUCGUUGUUCAUACUAUCAGAGAGUUGUAAAUUCUUUCUUCAGAUUUUUAGCUUUAUUGUCAGUUCCAGGUUUCAAGGAAUGCUAAACUCGUGUACUUCAGUGAAAGAUAUCAUCAUUCAAUGCAGGAUCUUCCAAUUAAGUGUAAAAUAGCCUUCUGCCAAGCAGCAUAGAAUUUGAGCACUGGGCUGCUUGUGUAGUUCAUAAUAUCAGCACUAAAGCACAAUGAAAUGUGCUGGUGACUGGUGGAAUAAAAAUAGGGCGAAAGCUUAUCCUGUUUAGGAAGCUGAGUUAUAGAGGAAAAGAAAACGUGGGUAACAUCUGAUUUUUAUUUUUCCAAGGUGAUUUAAUACUAUGGAGGCCCUUCUUGCAUUUCAUUUUUUCUGAAAGCAGCUAACAUUACAGGCACUUUCUGUGAUCUAGUUUGACAUUCCAAGGUCCAUGAAUCAGCAUGCUUUGGUUUACAUCUGGUUGCUUUUAAUUAAAGGAGUUUGCUCUAUUUUUGGGGAUAAAAUCCACUCCCAUACCCUGGAGAGAUUAAAGUAUUACUAUAAAGGAGAGAGAGAUUUAUAACUUAUUCAAAGCUCUCCAAAUUAAUGUUUUUUUAUUCAGUUCCUCCAUAUUCAUGGAUUUUAAUAUAAUAAAGAAAAACAAAUCUCUUUUCAUUUUCUCUUCCCUUUAUUUUCUCAAUCCUCUCCGAUUUUCGAUCUACAACCAAUCUCAUGCAUAUUUAUAUGUACAAUUUAUAUUUACUUAUUUGUUAUCAAAUGUGAGAAAUAGAUGGAGCGCUCCACCUAAUUGAUUAA
Cicer arietinum (chickpea) is the source of this 3105-nucleotide messenger RNA. Lineage: Eukaryota; Viridiplantae; Streptophyta; Magnoliopsida; Fabales; Fabaceae. The record is from RefSeq and is a predicted model, not a curated record.